This is a messenger RNA of Bactrocera oleae (olive fruit fly), 7786 nucleotides long. Its product is annotated as monocarboxylate transporter 14. Gene Ontology annotation, biological process: transmembrane transport; monocarboxylic acid transport. The record is from RefSeq and is a predicted model, not a curated record. NCBI's taxonomy places the organism in Eukaryota, Metazoa, Arthropoda, Insecta, Diptera, Tephritidae. Gene Ontology annotation, molecular function: monocarboxylic acid transmembrane transporter activity. Gene Ontology annotation, cellular component: membrane.
AAGUUUUACAGCCAUGUCAGUUGGCAGUCGGCAGCGAAACAACCGUGCGAAUUGUGCUUUCCUCUAGUGGUGCAGUGUAACACUGUUGGACCACAAUUAGCUAAAGCAAAAUUCAUAUUUUCUUUUAAAAUAAUAUUUUUAUCCAGCUACAGUUGACGGAAAAGCAGGCAAAUAUAAAUAUUGCUUGCGUAUGAUCGGUAAAAAAAAGAAGAGUCGCAAGACGCCAGCGGCGUUGACGGCGACGUUCACAAACGAACUUGUACAGGCCAAACUGCGCUGUGGAAAAUCAUAUAAAAAAUAUUUUAUAGAAUAUUCGUAUAAUAAAUUUAAAUUGUCAGCGUUAAAUAAAACAAUAAAAAUAUAAUAAUAAAAACUACGAGAAAUAUAAUAAAAAUUCAACUGAAAUUCAAUUGACGUACGGUGGUGUUGUUUGUUGGAGGCACUCUUGGAGCUGUUAGGCAAGCAAUAACUCUAACAACAUCAGCGACGACUGAGUCAACAGUAACGACAACGACGACAGCAACGUUGCGACUAGCUGCUAUACCAAACUACUUGUAAUAGCCAAGGCAAUAACAAUAGCAACAGUGUACCAGUAGUGUCAGCGGCGUUGGCGUUGACGGUGGCAGCGAGCGUAGACGCAGCAGCGGCGUAGCUGUGACUGUGGCGACAACGUUCUUUGUAACAAGCUCGUGGAUUUGUUGUUUUUGUUGAAAACAUUUAUCGAUCACGCGUCGAACGAAACGGAGCAUUCGCUCGGCUAACACACAUUUGUAUAAUGUAAUAUGGUUGUAUAAAACAAAAAUAAAUAAAAAUUAAAUAUUCAUUGUCAAAAGGCAAAACGGAAACUUUGCGGUCGCGUCGAACAAAACGGAAAAUCGAAAAAUAGCAAAAUACCACAAAAACAAAACGGUGCUAAACGCUAACACACUGUAGUCGACACGCGGAAAAUGAGCUAUUAAAGUGCAUAUAACGAGAAAAGGCAGCGGAAGGCAAAAGGAAAAAUACAAAUUAAUGCAUUUUGCAAAUUUCUAAUGUGAUGCUAUUUAUGUAUGCAUGUAAAUGCAAUACAUUUUGACGAAUUUUAACUAACUAGCACACCUGCAAACCAACAAGACACGUCCACAACUCAAGCACUGAAAUAAAAAAUAAUAAAGAAUAGCAUUGGUACAACACCUAGAACCACAACAACAAUAACAUUUUCGUCGCUUUACGCAUUUAAACUUGAACUAAAAUUUCUAUUGAAAAUCCUUAACACGUUGCAAGUACAAAACUCAAGCAGUUGAAGAGCAAGGUUGAAAGGAAGACAGUAUAUUUUAUUGCAGCAAAGAGAAAAAAAAUACCAACACGUUGAAUGCACAAAAGCCAAAGGUAAAGAGUGUUAACGGUUCCGUGCAUUUUCAUUUGCUGUCAAUGCAAAUUGAAGAGGAAAAUAACAAAAAUAGCAAACAAAAACAACAAAAUUAAAAAGAGACAAAAGUUAAAACAAAAAAUUAGAAAAUAAUAUAUGCGAAACAAAAAACAACAACGGCAAAAGUGCAGAUACGCCCCUGUGUUUAAGUAUUUCAAUAAUAAGAAAAACAAUAACAAAGCGCAUAUUAUAAACACAACUAGCAGCGCGCAAGCAGCUGAGCAGAAUCAAAAGCGUGGAUAAAUGAAAAAUAAAUACUCAAAAAGUUACAUAUAAUCAAAAAAAAAACAAGAAGAAGACCACAGAGCAGCAAAUUACAGCUGGUGCUGCAUAUUGGAGAGCAAAUAAUAGGAAAAAGUUCUAAAAAAAAAAGCGCUUUUGAGGAAAAGCGGCAAAGUGUAACAAAGAAAAUGAUCAUGUACACACCCACCCAUAUAUGCGUAUAAACAAAAGCGUGUAGAAAAUAAGCUAUAUAUUAUAGGCGUUAAAACGCUUGGAGAAUAUAUUUAUUAAAAUACAAGCAAUAUUACAAUUUACUACGCAGCAAAAAGCACUGAUUUCAUUUAAAAGCGAAAAACUAAAAGUUCAAAAUAAAUGAAAUUUUAGGUAUAACGGUACACAAGCCAAUUGCGUUACUCGCUGAAUAUUCAACUCAAAUUUACGUGAUUUUACAAAGUAGCAAGUAAAAACAAUUUUUUGAAUAUAUUUCAUUAUAAAUUUUUGGCCACAUAAAUGACACUUUAAUUGAAAACGCGCUUUUUUCUUUAGCUUUGCUUUGUAAAUUUAUACAAAACAUGUGUAUAUACAUAUAUAUUUAAAAAUAGAGAACAAUAAAGAUAAGAAAAAUUAAACAGUUUAGUGUUACCUGAAUUGUUGAAAAUUCUCGUUGAGCAACGCUACUCCGGUAGCACAAACAAUUUAAUAAAUACAAAUAAAUUGCUCAAGUGCAUUGCAUAGUAACUGCAGCGCAUAACAAAACCAACAUACGAACAUAUAGCCAAAGCGUAUAAAACAAAAACAUCAUUGAAAUAAAACAAAACACACACAACAAAAAGUGUCAUUCCUUUCGAUAACGUCAACAAAACAAAGUGCAAAAGAAUAUCAAGAAAUUAUCAAAUAAAUAAUAUCAAUAGCAACAAAAAUUUAUAGCUAAACGCGCUCUCACACUCACGCCGCGUGAAACUAACAAGCAAGAGCGAAUUGCUGAGCGCACAUUCUACAACGAAACUGUCAUACAUUCGUCGCUCGCAUUACGCUCGCCGCUCAGUCACCCUUGAAGGCGAAUUACAGCGACUACUAUUGCCACUGAGACACACACUCAUCAUCAGAGCACACGGCAGUUGUGCCGCGCGUUUUUGCCGUAGUCAUCAUUGCCAAUAGUAUACACGGAGAGCAGAGAGCAUAGUGUUAGUGUUGUAGCGGCCUACCACCCAUCAACCGACCGACAAGCCAACCAAGUAACUAACAGCGCGAGCGAACAAACGUGCAGAGUUAAUGUGUGACAGCGACGAGUCAGCCAACCGUCAGCAGUUAGCACAACAGUCUGUGCGAAGAUAAAGCUUAAACAGUGCCGAAAUCCAAAAGGAAGAAAUUCUUAAAUUAAUAUUGAACUUUGCUGAACCGCGACAAUUGACCAUCAAUAAUCGCGGUGGUCGCAAGUUCUCGAGCGCACUUACAAUAAGAAUUAAAAUAAAACAUUAAGUUAAAAUAAUAAAAAAUAAAAAAAUACGCACAUUAAUAUAAAACAACAAAAAUAUUCGCACUAUAACCGUACGUGGUAGAGAAAAAAGUGAAAGUCAAAGUAAAAGGAGAAAGGGACGAAAAAGCGUGUAGGGUAGUUGACAAGAAUAAAGGCAGCAAACCAAAAUUUAUGUUACGAGUGGUGAAGAACGGCAAGCCGCAAGCGAACAAGAUAAAUAACUUUUGAAGUGCAACCACGGCUACAAAGUGAAAUAAAAUACUUAAAAGGGACACUAAAAACAUAAAAGAAAUAGCAUAAGUGAAGUUAUUAAGUUGAAAUAAAAAAACACCUAACAGCUACCUAACUUCGUUAGAAUACGACACCUAACCUCUAACUCUAUAACAAUAAGAAAAACUAGUAUUAAAAAUAAAAUUAUGGGUGAUACAAAUGCGCUGGGUUCCGGCACGCGUCUACGUAAAUUCGAUCGUACAGACAGUGAGGUUGCAUGUGAAGAAGCCGCGCGCCUUACCGCCGACCUGCAGGAAGGCACCGUCAGUCCGGACGAUGAGGAUGAUCUCAGCGAAUAUGGCGAGCUGCCACCACCGCCAGACGGCGGUUACGGUUGGGUCAUCUGCUUUGCGUCGUUUAUGUGCAACAUGAUUGUGGACGGUAUCGCGUACACGUUCGGUAUAUUCCUUGGUGAAUUCGUCGAUUACUUUGGUGAAGGCAAAGGCAAGGUGGCCUGGGUAGGCAGCUUACUUAGUGGUGUUUAUCUGAGCGCUGGUCCGAUUGUGUCCGCGUUAGCGAAUAAAUAUGGUUGUCGUGCAGUAUGCAUUGCGGGUAGCGUUGUGGGUUGUAUUGCAUUCGUACUAAGCACGAUGAGCACGUCCAUUAAUAUGCUGAUGCUAACAUAUGGUGUAAUCGGCGGUUUCGGCUUCGGUAUGAUUUACCUGCCUGCAGUUGUGGCUGUCGGUUAUUAUUUUGAAACUAAACGCUCACUGGCCACUGGUAUUGCUGUAUGUGGCUCCGGUUUCGGCACGUUCGCCUUCGCGCCAUUAGCUACGUAUUUGUUGCAGUUGUAUGGCUGGAAGAAUGCACUACUCAUCUUCGCGGGUCUCAUUUUGAAUUGUGCCAUAUUUGGCGCUAUGAUGCGUCCACUCACCUACCCCAAAAAGAAGAAGGUUAAACCGCUCAUGCAGCGUAUGUACGAGGAGAAGCAAUUGCAAUUGGAACGUGGUUCAAUUGCUGGUUCACAUUUCAUGGUACAGCUGCCGGACGGCACCAUGGAGCGUAAACUGAAGAUGCCACUCAAUGCCGAUCCCGGUGUGCACUCUAGUCUCAAUUUGGAAUUGCUCGCCCAACAGGGUUCAUUACAUCCCGUCUCAACACUACCAACUAUAACCGAAGCAAAAGUGGUCGAAUAUCAAACUGGCGCACAAAGUCCACCCACUGUCGAUAGCAAUGGUCAAUUGGAUGUGAAGCGUAGCGGUAGGCGUUCACAUCGUAAUUCGGAAACCGAGACCAGUCCUUACAACUCUGUGGAUGCAAUGACACGCAAUGCCUCACAGCCCGCCUUUAUGGCAGACCAUCAAAGUCUUCCAAAGAAUGGUUCGGUGCCUUCUUUUAAUCGGGUACGCAAGACGUCAGCCAGCGAACGUUUCCAGCCAUCCUUAGCCGCCAUACGUGCAUCAUCGCGCGGCGAUCUCGACAGCAAUGGUGUUGAAAUGGGUUUUACAUCGUCGAAAAUAUCGCUCUCACAAAGUCAGUCCAGUGGCAAAAUGGUACGUCCAAUGUCACGUAAAGACAUCUUCUACUCCGGAUCUGUGACAAAUCUGCCACAAUACCAGUCGCAAAAAUCGCUCACGAAUUAUCGUAACUCCGUACUAUCGUUAACCAAAUAUGAAAAGAGCAUGCAAAGUGUACGUGUACAUGAUCCGUUGGCUGAAGCUGAAAAAGGACGUGGACAAUACGAUCUUUGUCCCUGUCUCACCAUACCAGACUCCAUUAAAUCCGUAUUCAAUACAAUGUUGGACGUCAGCUUAUUGAAGGAUCCAGUUUUUAUGCUUAUCGGCGUCUCCAAUAUAUUCGGCAUGGCCGGUUUGUACGUGCCAUUUGUGUAUCUCGUGGAUGCGGCUAAAAAAGACGGCAUCGAAGAUAGUUCAGCAUCAUUUCUACUCUCAAUUAUCGGCAUAACAAACACAUUCGGCAGGGUAAUUUGCGGGUAUGUGGCCGAUUUCCCCAAAGUCGAUUCACUGUUUCUCAACAACGUUUGUCUACUCAUUUCCACUGUGGCCGUUACAUUAACACCGCUUUGCUCUACCUACGGGGCCUACGUGACUAUGUCCAUUUUCUUCGGUAUCGCCAUCUCCGGUUACAUUUCACUUACGUCAAUUAUACUCGUAGAUCUAUUGGGACUGGACAGGCUCACCAACGCCUUCGGAUUGCUUAUUUUAUUCAGAGGUUUUGCCGCCAUCAUUGGAUCGCCAUUAGCCGGCGCUGUUUACGAUGCAACACAAAGCUACGAUUUGCCAUUCUAUAUGGCGGGCGGUUUAUUUGCGCUAUCCACGAUCACCAGCUUCAUGGCGCCAUGUCUAAAACGUUGCACCACCUCCGAUGAAACACCAAUGCAGAUUGAUACGCUCACACCAAUCGACGAAGAGCAAGGUGAAGAGGUGGAGGAUGAAGAGGAUCAGCCCAUAACGAUUGUACCGAAAAUUGUGAAAACCCUACCCAGUCCACAACACGAGGAGACGGACAGAGGAUUUCCAAAUGAAGCAAACAAAAGUGGCGCCGAAUCGAAGUUAUAAAGUGGUAAAUCGUACAACCAAGCGCUCACUGGGCGUUGGAAUAUUUUGUUGAAAUUUUUGUUUUUGCGGUAGUAGAUUAGCCAUAUAAAGUAAAGUAUGGGUGUUACAGGAGCGUAACACACACACACACACACAAUUGCGAAUGUGUGCGCUGUCAAGACUACAAAAAACCAGAGCGAUAUUUUUUUAAAUAACUAACCAUUAUUAAGCUUAAAAAAUGAAAAAUCAAUUAUAACAGUAAUAAAAAAACAACAACAAAUAAUCGCAGAACUUAUUCUAUAUUUAAACUAAUUUUAAAAUGCAUACAUACAUACACAAUACACGCAAACACACAAAUUUAAAAGUCUAGCUUUCUAGCUAAUUAAUAAUUUAUUAUAUAUAAUACUAAUUAAAAUAGCUAAACGAAACAAUAAGCUCGCAAUAUAGCUAAAGAGUUGGGUUAUAAGUAAAGAUCUAUAAUUCGAAGCACACAAGCGCAUAGAGUUCGUAAUCUAAGCAAAAUGUACCAAAAAAGUCGAACCAAACAAACAAGCAAACAAAAAAUUAUUAUUGUACUGUAGAUAUACUGAAAUGUACGCAAGAUUUUAAUGUGAAUGCAAAACGUAAAAUGUUAAACAAUUAUUAUUUGUUGUUAUGAAAACUUCUGCGUUAUUAUAUACAUACAUAUAUAAAUUUGAAUUUGUAAGACAAUGCAAUUUGUAAAAUGUGUAAGAGAUUAGAAAAGCGAGCUUUGGUGGAAAUUCAUACAACUCGCAUAAAAUCCUUUAUAAUCGGUAAUGUACUUGAAACUUACAUAUGUGUAUAGUGCUAGGCAUACUAAAAUAUGUAAAAUAUGUAGUAAACGAGAGUGAAUGUGAUUGUGAAGCGAAAAUAUAGUAUUGUUUACAAAUCAACUCAAAACUCUAUAUACGUUAAUGUGUAAAUAUUUUCGAUUCGAUGAAACAAUAAAAAAAAAACACUGUUAACUCGUUACAAACGAUGUUUGAUGUAUUGUAUAUAAAUAUGUACAAUAAUAACAUAUGUCUAUAUAAUCAGUUAGUUAUUAAUGCUCUUAGGCAUAGACACAAAUAUGUAUAAUUUUCUUUUUAGAAUUUCACUUAACGCGCCUUCUUUUUCAGCUAUAUUUUGAUAUAUAUUGCGAAGUGCUCAAAUCGAAAAGCGUUUCACGCAUGUGAAAGAGGAAUUUUUUAAGCGUACAAUGCAACCUGAGCGGAAGGGUAUUAACCUCAGUGCGAAUUGUCAACUAAUUCUUACGUAUAUAUAUUUUUAUUUAAGCCGUUUUAAUUGCGUUAUGCAAUUGAAAAAAAGGAAUUAAAAAAUAUAAUAUAAUAAACGAAAUAUAUAUACAUAUACAUAGUAUAGAGUAUAUGUAUAUGCAAAAAGCAACAAUGUGAAGCAACAGAAUCAAUAAGCACAGCGUUUAAGCUGGCAACCAAUUCUAGGCAUGCCUAUAUACACUACUAAUUAUAAUAGAGCAUAAUAAAUAUAAUACAUACAUACGUGUGUAUAAUUAAUUAGGUAUAUAAAAGCUAGAAAAGCAUGUUGAAAUUGGAAAAUGUACAAAGCACACAGUUAUGAUAAAAACAAAAAUGGGAAAAUUCGACAUACAUAUAAGAACUUGUUAUUACUAGUAUUAUUUAGAAGAUGGAAAAUAAACGAAAAUUGAUAAAGAAAACGAUUGAUUUCAUAUUAUUUGUGUUAUGCCAUUGUAUGAAUUUGUGCAAAUGGAUGUCCAUAAUUUUUGCAAAUUAAUGAAUAAAAAAUUUAAAAAAUUGCUAAUAAAAACUAGUGCAGCAAUUUUUUUUUGUGACGCAUAAAAUACUGUGACAUAUACAUAUAUAUAUGAAAAUAAAUUGUAUAAUAUACAACAAUGCAUGAAUUGCCAAGAAA